Messenger RNA from Adineta steineri, 420 nucleotides. The record is from the annotation of a GenBank genome assembly. Lineage: Eukaryota; Metazoa; Rotifera; Eurotatoria; Adinetida; Adinetidae.
AUGUCAGGUGUUAAUGAUUGGAACGAAUCUUUAUUUGGUUGUUUUGAUGAUUGGGGUUCAUGUUGUUAUGGAACAUGGUGUACACCAUGUUUAUUUGGUUCAAAUGCAGAAAAAAUUAGCGAUCAUCAUUGUGUUGGAAUGUGUUGUUUAUAUUCAAUUUUAGCAGGUUGUUAUCUUUGUUGGUUACCCCAUUGGUUCGAACGUGAUCAAUUACGUAAAAAUUAUGAUUUAAGACCUAAUCCAGCAUGUGGAGAUGCCUUAACAACAAUAUGUUGUAGUGCAUGUGCACUUUGUCAAGAAGCUCGAGAACUAAAAUCAAGAGCACGAAGUCGUGAUAUAUACAGAACAAAUGGUCCAACUGUAGUUACUCAACCAGCCCCAGGCUCACGAGUUGUUUUUCCUGAUGUAUUUCGAGCUUGA